This is a messenger RNA of Doryrhamphus excisus (bluestripe pipefish), 1698 nucleotides long. RefSeq lists its product as uncharacterized. Lineage: Eukaryota; Metazoa; Chordata; Actinopteri; Syngnathiformes; Syngnathidae. Gene Ontology annotation, molecular function: DNA-binding transcription factor activity, RNA polymerase II-specific; RNA polymerase II cis-regulatory region sequence-specific DNA binding. Gene Ontology annotation, biological process: regulation of transcription by RNA polymerase II. The record is from RefSeq and is a predicted model, not a curated record. Gene Ontology annotation, cellular component: nucleus.
AUGUGUUUCAAUAGGACGUUAAUGAUCGGUGCACACCAAGACAUCACCAAGCCAAAGAGCAAGAAGUCGCCUUCACAAGUUGCUGUUGUAACUCUCAGAAGACGCUAUUGUACUACGUGGCCAAUGAGACAUCCUGCAACUGACUGGCCGUCAAGAAGAAUGUCACCUCACUCACAGGGUGGGGGCUCCACUUUGGAGCUACAGCCUAUUAAAGAGGAGGGCAAGGAGCCACAGCCCACCCACAUGAAAGAGGAAGAGGAAGAACUCUCAGUCACUCAGCUUCUCGGGUCAAAGGAGGCUGAUCUCAACAUGUUGCCACUGACUGGUGUCUCUGUGAAGACAGACGACCAUGAAGACAAACCACCUGAGUCCUCACAGCUUCAUCAUAGUCCAAGUGAGGAGAUGAGAGAGGCGGAGCCUUCAUGCAGCAGCUCACUGCAACACAUGACAACAGAAGCUGAUGGAGACCACUGUGGAGGAUCACAAGCAGACAACCUCUUAGCUCCACUGUCAGAUAGUGACGACACGACGUCACACUCUCCUGAAGAUGAAGACAGCGACUACAACCAAGAAUCUCUGAGCAGCGAUACAGACUGGGAAGGUGAUAUGACGACUCACACUGGCAACAAACACUCUGAAAGCUCGAAAAAGAAGACCGCUAAACAUUUUAACUGCUCACUUUGUCAGAAAGGAUUCUCUCGGAGGAGCAAUUUGACUCGGCACAUGACAACGCAUACAGGAGAAAAACCUUUCGGUUGCUCAGACUGUGGUAAACGCUUCACUUUAAAAGCAAACAUGCAAUCACACAUGAGAACGCACACAGGGGAAAAACCUUUUAGUUGCUCAGACUGCGGUAAAGGCUUCACUCAAAAGACAACCAUGCAAAGACACAUGAGAACACACACAGGAAAAAAACCUUUUCGUUGCUCAGACUGUGGUAAACGCUUUGCUAUGAAGACAAACAUGAAAUCACACAUGAAAAAACACACUGGAGAAAAACCUUUUGGUUGCUCAUACUGCGGUAAACACUUUGCUUUAAAAACAUACAUGAAAACACACAUGAGAACGCACACAGGAGAAAAACCCUUUCGUUGCUCACACUGUGGUAAAGGCUUCACUCGAAAGACAACCACGGAAAUACACAUGAGGACACACGUAGGAGAAAAAACAUUUAUGGAUGGAAUUUAUGUUAGCACCUUUAAUGAUAAAGAUGCUAAACAUUCGGGGUCUGCCUGUCGGUGACAUCAUUGUCUUCCGUGUGUGUGGUGGUCAUGGGAGUUGGAGUUGACGUGUUAAAUACAGUUGAUUGGCUUCUUCUUCCUUUGGUCAGUUCAUUCCCUUGGGAACAAUAUUUGUAUUUUGCAUUGUUGAUUUGAUAUAGAUAUAGAUGUAAAGGGGAAUCAUUAUAUAACUGUGUAGACAUUGUUGGAUUACAUAUUGAUGAAAUCAGAUAUUUUACUCUGUUUAUAAUCCUGACAAGGAAAUGUCAGUCAAAGUGAUUCCGUUUUAUUGAAAAAUACAUUUGGGUGAUACUGUCUCUGUACUGACUGGGUAUCACAUGGAUUGCCUGAUGCUGUAUUUUAGCGUGGACAUUGAAUGCAACACCUAAUAAAGUACUGUUAUUCCAUCUGUUCCAGCCUAAAUUGUGUCAUGUUUGCAUUGUUUUAGUUUGGUCAGUAGAGGGCACUGUGUACACAG